ACUUCCUUUUAAACUCUCUUUUCAGCUGUUAUUGGAGCUGGCAUUGGGGGCACAUCAGCAGCCUAUUUUCUCCGCCAGAAGUUUGGGAAAGACGUAAGGAUUGACGUGUUUGAGAAAGGAACAGUUGGGGGCCGUUUGGCUACUGUAAACGUGGAAGGAAAAGACUAUGAAGCAGGAGGAAGCGUGAUCCAUCCUCUUAACCUACAUAUGAAGCAUUUUGUCAAGGAGCUAGGACUCUCUGUUCCUGACAACCAAGAUAGCCUUAUGGGCAUUUACAAUGGAGAUGAGUUUGUAUUUGAGGAGAGUAGCUGGUACAUUAUCAAUGUCCUGAAACUUCUCUGGAAUUAUGGAUUCAACUCUCUGCGAAUGAACAUGUGGGUGGAAGAUAUCCUGGACAAGUUUAUGAGAAUCUACCGCUAUCAGGCUCAUGACUACUCCUUCAGCAGCAUAGAGGGCUUGCUUCAUGCACUCGGGGGCAAUGACUUCAUCCAAAUGUUGAAUCGGACCCUUGAUGAGACUAUGCAGAAGGCUGGCUUCUCCCAGAAGUUUAUCUAUGAGGUGGUUACUCCAAUCAUGAGAGUCAAUUAUGGGCAAGGUGUCAACAUUAGUAGUUUUGCAGGUGCAGUGUCUUUGGCGGGUACAGAUUCUGGGCUUUGGUCAGUAAAAGGUGGCAACAAACUUGUCUGCACUGGCCUUCUUUAUGCUUCCAAAGCACAACUUAUCUCUGGUACAGUUAUCGCUGUAGAGGAGAAAACGCGGCCCAAACACACAGGAGGUACAGUUAAGCUGUAUGAAGUGAGCUACAACUCUACAUCAGGGUCAGCGUCAGACCUGUAUGAUAUAGUUCUUGUUGCCACACCACUGAAUCGUAAAAUGGCCAACAUCACUUUCCGGAACUUUAACCCUCCCAUUCCAGAGUUCUCAAACAACUACCAUCAGACGGUGGCAACUUUUGUGCAUGGGCGCCUAAAUGCAUCCUUCUUCGGCUACAAGGAGUCAUCCUACUUUAGCUUGGCUGAUAUUUUCACAACAGAAAAUCCCAAACUAUUUAUCAACAGCUUAGGAAUUGUGUCCCCCGUCCAAAAUAAACCAGAGGAAGCGAAGCAACCCAUGGGAGAGGCUGUUUGGAAAGUGUUUUCAAAAGAACCUGUCACCAAGGAGCAGCUGAAUUUGCUUUUCUCAGCCUAUGAUUCUGUGAAGGAGAAGAAGUGGCUGGCUUACCCACAUUACAGCAUCCCCAAGAACUGCCCACCUGUAAUCCUCCAUGAUAGGAUAUACUACCUUAACGGCAUAGAAUGGGCAGCAAGUGCCAUGGAGAUGAGCGCGAUAGCAGCCAAAAAUGCAGCUCUUCUUUCAUACCAUCGCUGGUACAGAAAUGCAGACAUGAUUGACCAGGAGGAUUUAAAUGAGAAACUCAAAACAGAGCUGUGAGUUUUACCCAGGGAGGAGCUGCAGAGCCCUGGACUGGUGAGAGUCUAGAUGGUCAAGUGAUGUGCAGAAGAAAUGUACGAUGGUAUCGAUCAAAUACUACAUCUUUCUUGCCCACUUCACAGUUAAAAUGAAUAUAUGGAAAUAUUUUUUCCUCAACCUGUUUCAGUAACCACAAGUAUUACCAGGCCUCCUAACUGGAGCCAGGGGGGUGGAGGCACAAGACAGCAAUUCCCUGGGGCUGAGAUUCAAAGGGGCCCAGAGCUGUGGCAGCAGAUAGAGCCCCAGGCCUCUUUGAAUUGCCGUGGCUCUGAGAAUUGGCCGAGAGAGGGUACCACAGUCUGGGAGGUGGAGCCAGCCUUCCUCCUCCCCCCUUUGCCCUGGGGCACCUAUUGCACUAGCAAAGAUGGAAAUAUUCCAGUGAUGUUUAGGGUUUUUACAUUGCUCCUUCCCCCUGUGUAUUCUGAUCCCAGUUUAGGAAAGCACUGAAGCACGUGCUCAUGCCCAUUCCUAGUCAGGAUAAGUACUUAAGCAUGUAUUUAAAGUACAGUAUGUACUUAAGUGCAGUCCUAAAUUUCUGAAUCAGGACCUCUUUAUAGAUCAUCACUUAAGCCCUGCUCUUGCAGACAUGUAAGCGUGUGGGUAAAUUGAUGCAGGAGGAAGAACUGUGUGUCUCCAGUAGUUCAUAUCAGGGUUUUACACAGCAGUGAGGGAGGGAGAAAACAAUUACAUGUUGGAAAAGGGCAGGAGGAUGUGGAGCCAGGUGUAAUGCAUUAAUUUUAUUUUAAAAAUGGACAAAAUCAAAUUGUGAAAGCAGCCUAUAGGAAGCUGACUGGUCACAUUGGCUCACCUCAUUUCCAGUUGCUAACCCCUGUUAAUCCAGUACAAAUUCCAUGGUUUCUGAAUAUCAGAUUUCCAUUUUAAACAAUUGCUUGUCUUAUGUGAGCAGAAUGAGUUAAUGCCUUUGCACCUGACAGGGUUCGAAAGCUCCUCUAUUAGAUUAGACUUUGCACCUUUAAGAAAACUAAGUUUAACUGGUUUUAAAGUUGGGGGUAGGGGGUAUUUAGUUAAAGUGUGGACUAAUAUGAGUGCAUUUUCUGUAAUUAUACUUAUUUUUUUAUCCACCUCCUUUUAUUUUUACUUUAGCAGCCAAAGCUGUAGUGUUAGUUUCUGCAGUACAGAACCUGAAUAAAAUUUGGACAACAGCAAAUGUGGCCUCUUCCCAGAUGAGAUUAAUAUACAGCUCUGAAAAAGGCUCACAGGAUCACAAAGAACUGCAAUUGCUUUUUUUAUUUUGCUUAUUCAAUGUUUCUGCCACCCAGACAUUUUCCAUGCAGUGCCAAGCUAUCCAGGUAUUCCUCUUGCAAAAGCAAUUCAUCCUUUGAAACUUAACCUUUUUUGACAAUCGUAGUAAAGAAUACAAUAGUGCCUCAAUAGGCAAUUUAUUUUAAAGGAUGUUUUUCAGAUAAAUGAAUACAGGGAGACCAGAAAAAAAUACCCACCCAUACUGACCAAGCACCUGAAAGGGAGACUUGAAUACUUUUGGGAGUUUACUUCAUAAAUUUCAAGUGAGGUUUCAUUUCUUUUGAUUGCACACCUUGUGUAAACUGUUUUGGUUGUAGGACGGGGGGCUAGAGCCAUAUUUUUACAAGUGAGGCAAAUUUAAAUGUUUUUAAUGCUCGAUAGCUUUACAGCUUUCACAGACAAAUCUUAUUUGUUUUAAAUACCAGAGUUCCAGAUAAGUUAUGCAAUGGUUGUAGACAUACAUAGUUUUCAGUGGACAGUUUUUCAAAAUCAGGUUGCUUUAACUUAUUAGCGAGCUGAAGUCCUUAAGUAGCUUAAAGAGAGAUACUCAAAACUCAGCAUAAAUUGUCUAACCAGAAAGUAUUUUGUUUGCAGUUCAUGCCUUUUGGUAGUACUUCACUUAUUCUCAGGUGAUGUCUUGAAAAAACAUCAGUAAGGAAAAAGAAGCUCCCAACCUCCUUUAGAGGUGCUUUAUCUGAACAGAAUUUUUGUUUAAAAAAAAAGUGGUUUUUAAUUCGGGGCUGUGCUACUUUGUAAAAUCAACCUUCAUGGAAAUAUUUUGUUUGUCCUUAUUGGAAAAAAAAUCUAAUACCAGUUCUUCAGACAUUAAUUGUUCCUGAUAACCUAAAACUGACUAAGGUCCUGAGCUUGUAAACACUUAUGAAGGAGAAGCCAAUGGGUCUAGUCACAGGACAACCUAUGGCCCAUGUAUUGCUCACUUUUUAAACUCAUUUUUACUAAGCUGCAGUGUUACUAGCAGCAUAAGGUAAAGACCUUUCCCUAAUGUGAUUUGAGCAACCUUCCAACUGAAUGUUCUAUGUUUAAGGUAAUCCUAAUAUAUUGUAAUGUCCUCUGAAACAAGUGACCAGAGUCAUAUUGAGAAGCAAGCUGCAUCAGGAGCUUGAUCAUCUUUUAAGGAGUGGAGGAAGUCUGGGCACCCUUGCUACUCUUCAUAGUAGGCCUAGGCCAUUAUUUUUGCAUCCAUGGAUCAUAUGUCUGUGCCUUCUAAUCAUCUAUGGAGAAAAGUAUAUAGCCACCGAACCUUUUGCCUUCAUACCAGAGAAGAGUCUCAAGUCUCCCUACAAACAGUUUCACUAUUUAUGUUCAUGCUGGUUAGUAGGACUGGCAUACUCUUUUUUCAGCGUUUUUAAGCUCAUUUCCAAUAGCAGUAAACAAAAAGUUAUUCAGGUAAAAGGCAGCUAUUUUUGUGUAAUUAAAUAGGUGCAACUAUUUAUAAAGCAAAGGGUGGGCAAAUGUUUUAGCCAGACCCUUGCAUCUUUAAGGAUUUCAUUGUUAAAGAAGUUUUGCACCACAGUAAUAAAACUGAAAUGUGAAUCUCAUGUCUAGAGGCCAGAUUAUCUGUUGCUAUAACUCUACUAUAAACACAUUAGUUCAGCAUGAGGAGGAAACCACACAGUGUGCAGGAGUUUGUCUCUUGUAUACAUUUGCCAGUGCAGACAAUAGCAAGGCUGAAAUCAUGAUAAAUGUUUUUUGAAAUGGUGGCAUGAGUCUUGUUUGAGAAAUUAUAAUCAGUGUUAAGUUUAUUAAAAAUAUUUAGGAACCC
Messenger RNA from Pelodiscus sinensis (Chinese soft-shelled turtle), 4516 nucleotides. NCBI's taxonomy places the organism in Eukaryota, Metazoa, Chordata, Testudines, Trionychidae. The record is from RefSeq and is a predicted model, not a curated record.